Messenger RNA from Cinara cedri, 14032 nucleotides. NCBI's taxonomy places the organism in Eukaryota, Metazoa, Arthropoda, Insecta, Hemiptera, Aphididae. The record is from the annotation of a GenBank genome assembly.
AUGAGAACUUUUAUAUGUUUUGUUCCAUUAGGUCAAUAUAACAACCACGAGAUCAUCUUCAGAAUGUUUUCUUUGGCAAAGUUAUCAUAUUUUGCAUGCAGUGAUUCAGACAAGAAAUGGUACAAUACUGUCCCAAAGUCAAAAAUAGAAAUUGAUUUGGGACCCUGUUGUAAAAUCCUAUUGAGUAAUACAACCGAGAGGCAAAACAAAUUAAAAGAUUUUAAAGUGUGUGCCUUAGCAGCACAAAGUGGACAUUUAGAUUGUCUUAUAUAUGCCCGCAGUUUAGGAUGUAAAUGGAACAGUGGAACAUGCAAUAAUGCAGCAGAAAAUGGACAUCUUGAAAUAUUAAAAUAUGCUCAUGAACGGGGCUGCCCUUGGGACAUUACUACUUGCAACUUAGCAGCUAUGAAUGGGCAUCUUAUCACUUUAAAGUAUAUUCAUGAACAUGGUUGUGAAUGGGAUAAAACCACAUGCAAAAUGGCAUCUGCACACGGGAGUUUGAAUACUUUAAAGUAUGCUCAUGAACAUGGCUGCCCUUGGGAUAAAGGAACUUGUGAAGCAGCAUCUGCAUUUGGACAUCUUAAUACUCUACAGUAUGCUCAUGAACAGGGCUGCCCCUGGGAUAUUGACACGUGCAAAAUGGCAUCUAAUCAUGGGCAGGUUAACACUCUACAAUAUGCACAUAUGCAUGGCUGCCCUUGGGAUGCGAGUACUUGUGAAGUGGCAUCCUUAUCUGGGCAUGUUAACACUCUUAGGUAUGCCCAUGAAAAUGGGUGCCCGUGGGAAGCAACUACAUGCGACUUGGCGGCCAUGAUUGGGCAAUAUCACACUUUACGAUAUGCUCGUGAACAUGGUUGCGCUUGGAAUAUGGAUGCCUACAUACUGGAAUUCCUAAAAAUAUAUCCUCCCAUUCAUAAAUAUGCUCUUGAACAGUUUCAAAUUUAAUAUGGACAUUCUUGAUAAUCUCUUAUUAUUUUGUAAAAUUUAUUUAUUUAUUUAAUAUGGACAUUCUUGAUAAUCUCUUAUUAUUUUGUAAAAUUUAUUUAUUUAUUUAAUAUGGACUUUCUUGAUAAUCUCUUAUUAUUUUGUAAAAUUUAUUUAUUUAUUUAAUGUAAGGUUAGUGUGGAUACCUUCUUAAAAAUUUUUCUAUUCAAAUUUGAUUUAAUCUAUAGUUAUUGGAAAAAAUUCACAACUAAAACCAUUAAUAUAUUAUGAGUUUACCUAUACAUAUUUUGAAAUCAAAGUUUUAAAACUGAAUUUUCUCUUUCUAUGUUGUAUAAUAUUUUUUUUAUAAUAAUUGAUAUCAGUCGGUAAAUUAAUUAUUGAUGUGUAACACAAUAACCAUAUGGAUUAUCGAAUUUCUAAAUUACAGGAGGAGUAGAUCUACGUAGGAGGUCAUCAACAAGAUCCUUGAUGUGGCCAGAUGGGCCAGACAGGCAUCAGCAUGUACUUUACAUUCUACAUAUCUCCCUGGGACCAUGUGGAUACGGCUUUAAGAAACAAAGGAGUACCAAACUAAACAAAAAAAUUGACUCCAAACACUGUAAAACUUUCUGACAAGUGGUUAGAACAUUUAUUGAUAGCAAUAUCUGCUCUAUGGCCCACUGAAAAUUCUGCCUGGGGUUCAAAAUGUGUUAGGUACCAUCAAAUCUUGGUCAUGGCUGCUUGUGACACCCUAUCUUUCUUUGAUAUUGUAGAGGAUAUAGUGUGCCACAAGGAGCAGAGUCAAAGGACCAACUUACUACCAGAAGACUGAUUUUUUUUUUUUUAUUUUAAACAUAGAAUAUUUAGUCUGUUAUUAUUGAAGUCCCUAGUAAAUUACUUAUUCGAAUUAUAAGUAAAAAUGAUAGUGAAAUAAUAUGAUCAAAUAGAUUUUAAUGUUUGAUUUUUCCAAGUCCAUAUUGUAAUAUUAUUUUCCUAUUUAAACAGACUUUUAAAUCUAAAUGAAUUUAAAAUUCUAUAAACAUGAUGCCUAUUUAUUAUUAAAAUUUAUAUUAUUAGUAUUUUAGUAAACUCUUUAAAUAAAAAAAACCCUCCACCUCAAGAUAUUUAAUUAACCCUCUGUUACACAUAUAAAAAAAAUCCUAUUUUAUCUUAAUUGUAAUAUUUUACUAUUGUUUUGCUUUAGUUUAUUUAUAUACUGUAAUAUAUGGUCUAAGUAUAAAAAGAAAAAUUAUUUGUAAAUAAAUAUUAUUAUUAUUAUUUUCAUUAUUUUGUAAUGUUAUGCUCACACAACAUAAUGUUAUACAUAUAUAAUUAUUUAUCAUUUAUAUCAUUACAAAAAUGUAAAUAAUUUAAUAAAUAUAAUGGAUCGUUCCCUAUUCGAGAGGACUACAAGCUUAUCUAUGAGCAAGUAAUUUAAAAUGUGUCAAAUAUAGUAGAAUCCCAUGCCAUCUGCGGCAGCCUUUUGAAAACACUGCUGCCUCAGUCAUACUAUUGUAUGUUAUCUUAUUCUCACAAUUCGAUUAUUAGUUAUUUUAUAUUGACGACAUCGAUGCGAAGGCUAUCUGUUCUGUCUUUUUAAGCCCACAAAUUCCAAUGGUUUUUUUUGUCAUUCGAGAAGAAUCCAUAUCCGAUCUAUUAUUAUCAUUAAGAACAUUUAAGUAUGAGUCAAAUAAAAUUAAGCAAUAAAUACACAACAUUAAUCGGCCUUUUGAUGAUACCACCAUGUCGUCAUCAUUUUCUCGCACUAGAUACUCUUAUAAUUAUUAUAAUUUAUUAAUUAUUAAUUUAUUAUUAUUAUAAUUAUUUCUAUACAAAUUUCAAAUCCACAUAUAACACUAUUUUUUUUCAUGGUUGACUUUUUUUUUGGCUUAUUUAAACAUAUAAAAUAUAACGGUUUUUUUUCAAUUUAAAAUGAAGUGUCUUGACCCCUUGAGAAAUCCCGAGACGAACACUAUCAAGAAUCCUGCACAUAGAAUGUGCUCGAAUUCUCUCUCGAAUAGCUAGCUCCAACUUUUAGCAGCUUUAACCACUCAUGUUCGAUUUAUUUAUUAGUUUAUUUUAUAAUUCAACCUUUUAUUAUAUUACUAAAUGUUACUUUAUUAUGUUUAAAAAUAAACCAUUCUUUGUAGUACUAAAAACUAAAUCAAUUACUUUUUAUUAUAUAGGUACAUUUGUAUACCUAAUCCUCUCUGUUUUAUUCUUUGUAGGUAUAUCUACGUAAUAUCCUAUUAUUUUAAGUAUUUUUGUCUUCUAUUACUAUACAUAGUGUCUUAGUCUACUACCAUCUAACCACCCCCAUAACCUUUUUAUUUCCCCUUUUAAUUUUCCUAUUUUUUGUAUUACUACAAUUUUGACAAAAAUUUAGUUUGAAUAAUAAACCCUAUGUUUUACAAUUUAAGAUAAAGCAAGCAAUAAUUAAUAUAAUGAAAAGUUACAAUUAACAUAUCAACUAAAGAAAAUAAUGCAAUAUAUCCAGACAUUUGAAAAAGAAGUAUACUCUAUUUAAAUUUGAAUAACUAAGUAGGAAAUAACAACAAAAAGGAACUUACAUUGUAAUAUAACUGAUUAUGUUGUAAAAAAGUAUCAGUUCAUUUUGACCAUAGUAAUUAUAUUGAAUCAUAUUACUUAUAAUCCUAAAUUUUUGAGGCUGCAAAUUAUACUUCCUUUAUUUAUACAACAUUUGUUUCUUGAAAAAUCUAGAUGAAUUAAUUAAUUUUAUCAAAGGAGCACAUUCAAAAUCAAAAUUAUUUCUGCUACAGAACAUGUCUUUAUGUUUUCAAAUGAGAACUGACUUUGUUAUUAAACUUAGCUGUGUGAUUUCUAAAAAAAAAAAAAAAAAUGAUAUAUACACAUGUAUAUUAUACAUAGAGGGUAAAAAAAUAUGUAGGUAACAAUGUGGAUUUAUGUAAAUGUAUUUAUUUAAUUAUAAAUAUGUAGGUGCCUAUGAAAAAAUGUAUUUAUUUAAAACAUAAAUGAUAUGCGUACAUUUAAUUUCGAUUAUGAACUACAGAUUUUGAUAACUUGUCCCAAUAAUUGAUUAUUUUUGUGAAAAUGUUUAAAAUAUUAUCAUUGAAUUUAUUAUAAUAAUAUAGUUAAUAGUAUAUAAAUAUUGUGUAAGUACUAUGGUAUCAUAUAGAUGGUGCAUGAUACUAUAUAAUAUGUAGUAAUAUUACUUUGUUUGCUCCAACAUUUAAUGGUUUCUAAAAGAAAUUUUUACUAAGGAGGUACUUCAGAGAGGUCAUUUUUCGAUUUUCUCAUCAAAUUCGAAAAAUCGAACAAAACCGGGAAAAUAUAAGAAAUGUAGGUAUUAGUUAAAAUAUAUUACGGCCUUUUUUUCUGUGCACAACUUUUCAACCAACAAUAUUAUUCCAACUUCUAAUGAUAGCAAUGUUUCUAACAGGAAAUUUCAAUAGGGAGUAACUGUUUUGAUUUUCCCAAGUUUUUUUUCAGAAAAUGUGAAAAACCAGGAUAACUGUAAAAAAACUGGGAAAAUUGGUACAACAUUAGACAAAUUUUCUUAAAGAAAAUGUAUAAAGCCUAUCUAAUUAUUUUACUAUAAUAUGGCAUAUAUACUGUUGACAAAGCAUUUCUGUCAGAAUGGUUUUAUCAUAAGCAAUGGUUUAUUGUUGCUUACAUUAAAUUAUCUAUACCAGUGUAUGCACGCAUCCCUAUUAUUAUAUCGAUUAUUAUCCUAGGACGUCUUUUUUUUAUUUCUGUUUAUUAUUUAUUUUUUGUUUCUCAUUUCAUCCGUAUAACUAAAAUAACCCAUAAUUCAACAAAAAUAAUUUAAUUUUCAUACCAAUAAUACCUGCGAAUCUUUUAUCCCCUUCUAGGUCAUUAAUCUAGAUAAAUAAUAUCCUAUCUUUUAAAUUGAACCAAAUCACGGACAUUCUCAUUAAAAUCGGUUGAGUAGUUUCAGAGUGCAUCACAUGUAAACGUCUGCACACUUGAUUUUUAUGUAUACAGAGUGAUUCACAAGACGUGAUUAGAUAUAUCAAUAUGAAAUAACUUGAUAUGUAUCUUUAUACUAUGCAUAAAACAAAGUGCUAUUUUGAUUUUAUGGUAAUCUCAGAAACUGCUCAACUAAUUGGCAAUUGUUUUUUUUUUUUUCUAAUGAUAGAAUAGGUUUUUAGACUAAUUUAAAUUCUUUAAGUUAAUAAAUAAUCAAAUUACUAAUUUUUAAAUUAUCAUUAAUCAUCAUAUACACUAGUUUUGUUUACCUAUAGCAUGUAUGUAUAUUGUUUUACAUCAUUAUGCUAAAAAUAUAAUAAUUAUUUGUCUAAGAUUUUCUUAAUAUGAUUUGGUAGAUUAAUAGCUGUUAUUUCCUUAUAGAUCUGAAAAGAUAUUGAGUAAAGUACAAGCAAUCUUAAGGAAAUGUAAUCUAAUAUAUGAUGGUAUAGAUUAUGAAUCACCUUUAGCUGUACACAAUAGUGAUAAAAAGGUAACUACCGAAAUUUAAUAAGUUAUUUAAUAAUAUUUCGAUUGUUUGUUUUAUUUAUUUAAAGAUUUUUAAUGAAUUUUAUGGCAAGUUUAAAUUUUUUUUUUUUAAAUUUAUGUUAUUGUUAUUAUUUUUAAUAAUAUCACUGAAGACCAAAUUUAUAAUUGUAUAAUAAUACAAUAAAAUAAGUCAAUAAUACCAAUAUUAUGUACCAAUUUAAUUUAAAUUGUUUAUUUUAUACAAUAAAUAUAUACUAUACUAAAAUAAAAUAUAAUUUCUUAAUGGUAUGUGUCAUAAUUAUGUAAAUUAAUCAAAUUAUUUAUUUAGGGACAUUUUUCUGAAAUUAAAGUCUUAUUUUUUUUCAUAUAUGGUUCUAUAUUAAUAUUACUACACACAAAAAAGAGGCCUGUUUAACUGUAUUACUUAACCAAGAGCAAAAUUUAGUAACUUAAUUAAUACCUUGUUUUGAUUGUGAUUUCUUGUAAUCUUUAGUUGAAUUAAAAAAUACACAUAUAUAUAUAUAUAUUUUAUUUACUGUUAAUAUCCACUGAAAACAAAUAAGCAUAAAAAUCUAUUUUAGAUAAUACAUUUUAUUUACUAUUAUUUUUUAGUAAAAAUAAAUUUAUUUAAAGUCAUCUCAAAUAUAAAUAUCCAAAAUCACAUUUAAAAAGAUGUCCUAGGAUAAUGGGGACGAUUGUAACCAAAGUUAUAGUUAAUAGUGACCUAAUGUAGACCUGUAAGCAUUAAUAAACCAUUGUUUACAACAAAAAAAAAAACCGAUUAAUUAAAACGAAAAUAAUUAAAUAGGCUUUUAUUUUUUCUUUAAUGACAUUUGUUUCACGUUGUACCGAUUUUCCUGGUUUUCCAUUUUUUUUUUUCGGUUUUUUGCAUUUUAUGAAAAAAUUAUUGAGAAAAUUAAUAAAUACCUCCUUUAAGUACCUCCCCACACCAAUUUCCUAUUAGAAAAAGUCCUACACACAAAAAUUGGAGCAAGAUCUCUGGUAGAAAAGUUGUUCACACAACAAAAAAAAAUCUUUGUUAAACCAUAAGCUAGUUGCCUUCUCUCAAAAUCUGAAAUAGAAAGUAGGAUCUACUUAAAUUACUAUACUAAAAUGCAUAGUUAUUUUAAAUAAAUUAUUAUUCUUUAAACUAAUAAUAAAUAUUCAUUAAAAUGCGUUUUCUAUAUAGAUUGAUUAUAUCACUACAAGGUAUUAGAUUAUCUGUAAUUUUCUUAAAAAAAAACUGCUUCAAGGCCAUCUAAAAUUCUCAAAUAAGAACCAUGUUUAUGUUUAGGUAUUGCUGUAUUAGUAUAAAUGUUGUUAUUCAAUGGUAUAAUAAUAAUAAUAAUAAUAAUUUAUUGGCCAAAAAGAAAGUACAAUUUUUCAUUAAUUAAUGAUUGUAUAUAUAUAUNAAUUAUACUUAUAAACUAUACUUCAAAAACACAAAUAGACAUACAUAUAGAACUAAUUAUUAAUUAGAACUAUAGUUACUAAAGUAUAAAUUGCAAUAAAUAAAUUUAAUAUAAUUAAGUACAUAAAAAACUGAAUAGAUAGAUAAAGAGAUAAAGAGACUACAUUAUAUAGGUACACUGGUAUAUUACGAAGGGUAUAGAUCACUAGUAUUAUUUAACAACCAUAAUUUAAUAUAGUGUUUAUAUAUUUUAUAAGACGAACUGUUAAUAAUUUGCAGUGGAAUGUCGUUUAAUAAUCUCAAACCCACUUGCGAAAAACAUCGACUAGAUUUCGAUAUACGAACAGUAUUAUUACACUUCAUCAAAAUUAUAAAUAUAAAACACUAUAAUCUGUCUUACAAAAGAUCAGGCCAUAUUUUAUGUUUGUAGCCUUUCUCCCUCUGGCACUAGUGCUGUUAGAACUAUGGUUGUGUACCAUUCUUGUCUUCUUCAGAACAGAGUAUAGACAGCUUACUUGUUAUAAACCAAAAUACUGAAUAUUCAAGUGAGCCCCCAUAUGAUGAUAUUUUUCAUUCAUUAGGUAUCACAAUAGAGUAGGUAUAUGACUUAACUUUUAAUCAUAUUCUAUUUAUGGGAGCUAUGUUAGUGGCUCACUAUAACCAAAAUAAUCCCCACCACUUAUUGUCACAAUUUCUUAGUAUCACAUGCAUAGUGUGCAUUGACAGUGGCAGCCAUGGAAUACAUGUGCACUAGAUCUGUUGCUGGAAAAUAUGACAUAAAUGGGGGGGAGAAGGUUUACAUUUAACACAGUUAAGCAUAUGGAGUAAAACACAUGAAGCUUAAUUCUUAGUGUAUGAUUUAAAAGCACAAAAAUUAAUUAUAGCAACCUAUACAGAUUAUCAUACAAUGUAUUGAUAGAAAACUUUAUGUAAACAAUUAAACUUUGAUCACCAUGUAUUUAUAAUGACUACAUCAAAUAGCUGUCUAAUGUUUUAAAUAUAUAAUCAAAUCUUAAUACUUAGUUGUGUAAUUUUAAAGUGCAAAAAUAUAUAUAUCCCAUAUAUUAUACCAGGUGAUCAAUUUAAAUAGGUACACUCAUUAACUCGAAACGUAUUCAAUUUGUUCAGUUUGUUUUCUAAAAUAUUAAAGAAACAAGCUACUCUAAAAUUUAAUAUUUAUGAUGUUAUUCACCUUAAUAAACAUAAUUUGUAUUUUUUAUAUUUUUAGUAUUUUAAGAAAUAUCCUUUUUCCAAAAUUGUGUUCAUAAGUGCUAUCAUAAGUAAGUAACCAUCACGUUUAUCUUAAAUUCGUGAUAACCAUUUUUUUUCUAACUAUAACCGUGGUUUGUGAUUGAUAGGUUUUGUUAUCUAGUUCAGCAAUCAGUAGUGGUGGAAAGAAAUAUAAAUUAAUUGAUUAUAUUAUUUAAUUUAUUAUUUUGACAUUUUUAGGUUUUGAUUUUUGUUGAAUGAAAUAAAAUAAUAUAUUGUAAGUGCUUAUAUUAUUUUAAACCAUAUUUGUAGUUUUAAUGGUAAUAAAUAAUAAUAUUUUCACUAUUGUUUAAUUGUAGUAAAACUUUACUAUAAGUUAUAACGUACCAUUUAAUAUGUACUGCAGUUGAAGUUUUAACAAUAUUAUUUUUGUAUUCGUGGCAUAACACACAUCUAAUUGUAUUAUUUAAAAAAAUCAUUCACAUAUGAUUUUGUGACAAACGAAUGUGUCAUCAAAAACAAAUUAGUGGUCUUGUUUAUAUUGCAACUACAAAUAAAAUCAAUAGAUAUGUUAAAAGCUGUAAUUUUGAUCGGUGGUCCAUCCAAAGGUUUAGUAAAUAUUUUUACUUAUCAAAAGAAUACUGGUAUUUAAUUUUGUUAUUUUAUAUUUUUAUAUUUUCAAGGAACCCGUUUCCGACCACUCUCAUUAGAUGUACCAAAACCUUUAUUUCCUGUGGCUGGUCUACCUGUAAUUCAACAUCACAUAGAUGCAUGUUACCGUUUGGGCCAACAUCAGUAUCCUAAUAAAUCUUACUCUAAAAAUUGUAGUAAUAAUGAUGGAGACAAAUAUCGUGUUGCCGAGGUGCUUCUUUUAGGAUACUAUGAUGAGGAUGAACUGGAAAAUUUUUUGCUAACAACUACUCUAAGUUAUCCUUCACUACGAAUAAGGUUAGUAAUAAUUGUUUAAUUAAAUUACCUUUAUAAUAUAUAUAUAUAUUCUGUACUAUUAUGUUCAGGUACUUACGCGAACCAAGUGCUCUAGGUACAGCAGGAGGCCUGUACUAUUUUCGUGAUACAAUCCUUGAGCCUUUAGAUAACAAUGAACCUAUCCAAGCCUUUUUUGUAAUGAAUGGUGAUGUUUGUGCUGACUUUCCAUUGGACGAGAUACUCAAUAUGCACUUUAAUUAUAGUAAUAGAUCUUACCACCAACAAAACCAACCAGUUCUUGUCACUGUUAUGGCUACAGAAACUACCCGUGAACAAUCUGUACAUUACGGUACUUAAAUUUUUGAUAAAUUUGUUUAACAUAAAUAUCAAAUUUCUAUGUUUGUAAUAUUCUAUUUUCUGUAUAAUAAUAUGGUAAAUAUUGCAUGAUCUUCACAAAGGCUGCAUGGUAGUUGACAAAGAGACUAAUGUUAUACAACAUUAUGUUGAAAAACCAUCUACAUUUGUUUCAACAACUGUGAACUGUGGAGUUUAUUUAUGUUCUACACGUUUAUUUGAUACCAUGGCAGAUAUUCAUUUAGAAAUAUCUAAUAAUAAUGGCAGUUUUAAUCAACUGUGUACACCUAUCAGGUAUUCAUAAUACUACUCAAGUUUGAUUCAGACAAUGACAAAAAUCCUAUCCUAACCAUAAUCCUGUAAUUUUAUAAUUGUUUAUUUACUUAUUUAUUUAGUAUAGAUAUGUAAAUAUUGCCUAAUAAGUACUGAUUUAAAAUGACUGUAAAAUCAUAAUAUUAUUAAAAUAUACAAAUUAAUUUUAUGUUUAUAACAAUUAUAAUAGUAAUAAAAAUCAACAAAAGACCACUGAUCAAGUUGCUGUAGUUAUGUGGAUGGAGCAAGAUGUAUUACGUAAACUGGCUGGACAGUCUAGAUAUGGAUGCAGUAGUUCUUGUGAUGACAGAUUAUCGAAAAUAAAAACAAAAACUUCUAUGACCUGUGGAUUGGCAUUAGCAGCUACUACAAAUAAUUGGUGGUCUCAAUUAAAAACUGCUGGAGCUGCAAUAUAUGCAAAUCGCCAUUAUUUAGGAUUGCGUCAACAGAAUGAAAGAUUUCUACAUGUAAAAACAUUGUCUGAAUUUGCAUUACCUUCACCAAUUAAAUUAAUGACUAUAAAUCCUGAAAGUUGUUAUUCAAUAAUUGGACAUGUAUAUGUACAUCCGACUGCAUCUGUUCAUCCAACAGCAUUGGUUAGUUUGUUUCUACACUUGUUUUAUACAUUUUUAUAAUUAUUUAAUACUUUUUUUUAUCUUAUAGCUUGGUCCAAAUGUCAGUGUUGGAGCUGGUGCAUAUAUUGAUCAAGGUGUGCGCAUUAAAGAAUCAAUUAUUUUGCAGGAUGCAGUCAUUGGUCAACAUAGUCUGGUAACUAAAUAUUUCAUAGCAAGUUAAUAGUUACCAUUAGAAACCAGAAUUAUAUGAUUUGCUUGUAUAUCAGAGUGUAUGUAUGUUAGUAUCCAUAAGCAUGUGAAAUAUGUUCAAAUCAAACUAAUUUCUUCUACUAAAUUUAAGUUUGCAUAUUGGUGCAUAUGUUAUACAGUCUUAGUAAAUGAAUAAACUAUUUUCUAUUUUCAAAUCUAAACAAUAGUUUACUACAAUGCUAAAUAGAAUGAAACUGUUGGUCAGCAAUUAAUUUAAAUUUAGAAAGGAAAAAUUUAUAAUCUGAAAAUAAUAUUUCUUAAUUUAUGGAAAAUAAUUGUUUUUAUCUAACAUAGUUGUAUGUUAUCAAAGAAAGAAUUACAUAAUUGUUAAUUGUUUUCAGGAAAGAUCAUGUUUGUCUAAUUAGCUGUUAUAAAUAUAUAUUAAUUAGUCUAUCUAGUAGAAGUUUCAGACUUAAAGACCAGCCCUUCACACAAUUUUCCGUCAUCUCUCUUUAUCUUUUGUUAACUCUCUUCAUAGUCUGUUCAGUUCUACUGCUUUUAAUUCCUUUUUAAUUCUGUCUUUCCAUCCUAAGCGUUUGUUAUUAAGCAUUUUUAUUAUUUGUAUCUAUGAAUUCUUUUUCCUCUAAGCCUGUCCAGUACACAUUAGUUUUCUCAUUCUAUAGUCUAUUCAACUUAAGAGUAUACCGGUUUAUACAACAGCAUAUGCUAUGGAUAGAUGGGUGAGUGGAUGAAAUGGUACCAAGACAUUAAGUUAAAUUGAGUAUAGUUUCAUUUAUUAUAUUUAUAUGAUUGAAACAAGUCUAUUAGUCUCUCCAUUCCCCUUAUUGAUGUCAAUGCAAGAUUCAUAAAUUCUUUUAAAUAUUUUUUGUUCAAACACUGCAAGUCACUUAUCCUUAAGAUCCAUGGCUCAGAUUCAUUGGUGUAUAUAAUUGUACUUUAAGUCUUUUGGAUAAUACUUUAGAGCUAAACAUACUUCUUAGGCUAUAGUAACAUCUAUUUUCCAUUUUUAAUCUUUUAUUUACUUUUAUUUUUAAAUCAUUAUCUUGUGCUAUUAACAAUCCUAGAUACUUAAAGUAUAACACUCUUAAAAUUAUGGUCCUCUAUAGAUUCUUGUUGGUAUUCCCUAUUUUAGUCCUAUUGCUAUAAAUUCUGUUUUACUAUUAUUGAUUUUUAAACUAAUCUUAUUUGCCACAUUUAUUAAUUUAUUACAGUGUUGUAUUCAGUUAGUAAAUUAUUACCCAGUAGGGCUAUAUCAUCUGUGUAUGGAUUGUCAUAUUACCUAGUGUAGGUUCUUUUACCAUAUGUAUUUCUCUUAAUAUUUUCUCUAGUAUUAAAUUUAAAAUCACUGGGGAUUUGUUGAUUGAUAUCAGUUUUAUAUAUUUUUAAUUGUGUAAUUUGUUCUUGAUUUACUUUUAUUACCUACAUAGAUAAUUUAAUAAUACAACUUACUUAAAAAUAAACCAGUACUGUAUGUUACAUAUAUUUAAACAAAUAAUAUUUGUUCUGUUUUUUUUUAGCUGGUACAGAUUUUUCAAUCCAUAUAGCUGCAUAUUUGAAAGUUAUGCAUAUUCCAUCAUUUGAACUGUGCGUAUUUAGCACUUUUUUAUUGAAUAUAAUUCCGGUUUCUAGUUUUAUUUCUAGGUAUUUAGUCUAGGAAUUGGUUUUAUACAAUAACUAAUUCUUAGUUUUUUUUAAAUUUAAAGCAAAAUGAGGGGGUCUAUUGCUUUUACUAUGUGUGUUUUGUUUUUGUAUUUUGUAAUUUUUUUGUUUAAGAAACUUUCUAUUAAAAAUCUUCUACCAAAAAAAAAAAUUUUUUUUGUUGCAUUUGUUAUCUUAUUGGUAAAGAUUAGUUUUUUUUUUUUUUUAAUUUUCCAUGCAGUUUUUAUAAUAAUUUGGAAAACCAAAAGAAAAUAUAAAUGGACAAAUAUAUGAUAGUAGGAUUUUGUUAUUUUUAAUUUGUAUACACUAUGUUUUCUACCAAAAUCUUACUUAAAUAGAAAUACAACAAAAACUUUUUUUUGUUGCAUUUCUAUUUUGAUCUAGUGGAUGUUUAAGAAAGAUGUUUUUUGAUGUUUUGUGCAGUUUUCUUAAUUAUUGAGCAAAACCCAGAAAAACAUAGAAAGUUUACAGAAAUAAUGUUUUCAUUAUUUUCAAUUUGGAUUUUUUACUUUAGUUCAGUUACAAAUAUUGAUUGAGAUUUAAAAUCUUCACAGAAAACUUUCAUUUUCCUUUUCUAGACUUAAUCAAAUUUCCAAAACUUUAGAAAUUUUUAAACUUAUAGGCAUUUUAAAUUUGAGAGUUUUUGUACAUAGAUUUUAUUUGGCAGAAAUGUUUAAAAAUUUAACAGGUUGUUCAAAAAAGAUGUAAUUAGUGGUCAAAAAAAAAAAAGUAAAGUGUAAUGUAGUAAUAGUUUUUUUAAACUAUUUUAAGACCAAAAUUUAAUGAAAAUUUAAAUUAAAUUAUUUUAUAUAUUUUACUUUCCCUACUUCUCACUUACAACAGUGGCACACCCAUUAGCAAUAUCAGUUCUUUUUUUUAAAAUUAUUAAUUAGUAUUGUCUGCUGAUGAUUCUACUGAUUACAAUAUAUUCAAUUUAAAAUAUUUAUCUUAAAAAGACAUACUUCGCAUGAUGGGUGGGCUACUGUUGUAGGUGAGAAGUUGGGAAAAUAAGAUAUAGAAAGAAAUUGAAUGUUUAUCUGUUUGCAAUGUGAAAAAUGAUUCUGAUUGGAGUUUGAUUAUACAUAUAUAAAAAGAAAUUCUACAUUGUAUUUUAUUUUUUUAUUUUUUUACCACCAAGUAAUAUUUAUAAUGAGCCUCCUGUUAAUUUGUAAAGCAUUUUUAUUUGAUUUAACAAUUUUAUUCAUAGAGUAUCUACCAGAAUAAGAACUAUUUUAAGAUUUUCGGUAAAAAAGUUGUUUACAGAUUAAAAAAAAUAAAUAACUUCUAAUAGACUAUUUUCAUCAAUACAUACAUUUAUGAUAAUCAAAUAAUAUCUAUAAUAAUUAUAUAUUUAUUGAUGCAAGAAGUUUUUACAUAAAAUUUUAUCAGUAAAACAAUAAAAUUAUUUGUAGCAUUUGUAAAAAAAAAUUAAAAUAAGUAAAAUACAAUUUUAACAAUAAUAUUGUCUAUAAAAUUUGCAAAAAAAUAAAAGUUUUAUUUGUCCUUCACACUGUAUAUUUUUAAUUUCUGUAUGUGAUAUAAUAUGUAUUUAAAAUUUAAAAUUUGUGUCUUAAUUGUAUUUUUGUGUGAAAUAAUAUUACAUAAUAUCAAUCAAAUUAAUAUAAUCUUGUUUAAUAAACAGGUUAUGCAUAGCAUUAUUGGGAGAUGUGCCAAAAUUGGUGCUUGGUGCAGAGUUGAGGGUAGUACAACGUGUUCGGAUCCUAACCCUAAUGUGGCUUUUGCUAAAAUGACACCACAACUUCCACUAUUUAAUGCUUUGGAUGGAAGACUCAAUCCAUCCAUAACUAUAUUAGGUUUGUUUUAUUUAUUAAUAUUGUGUAAUAUUAAUCUGUGUAGUAAUUAAUCAUUAUUUUAAAACGUUUAUUAUAUAGGAUGCAGUGUUAAUGUAGAGUCUGAAAUAGUGUUAUUAAAUAGCAUUGUGUUACCAUACAAAACACUGACCAGAAGUUACAAAAAUGAAAUAAUCCUGUGA